AUGACUAUACCCUUAAGGAGCCUUUCAAUUGAUGUGUUGCUUGCGGAAUCGACCGUCCUUAUGGAUGGGAGUUGUGUUACCUCCUGCGGUCGACGGAUCUGCUUGACUUUAGAAUCAUCAUCUCCAACUUGGGCACUCUACCUGCACCUAUACAUUUUUAUCACUUAUCCUACCCUCCUAGUCGCCUACAGCUCAGACAAUGAAUCUAUUUUGCGAUUCUCACAGUUACCAACGGGAGACAGCGCAGGGAGUAAAGAUGCCGGCAAUGUUUACGUCCUCCUUCAAUUACAACCUCCCGCUCAGCCGACUCUAGACAACUCCCCCAUCUACAAAGCAAUGAAAUUUCGUUCCAAACUUUCGCGCCUCAAGGAAAGCCUCUCUCGUACUCGCCGCAAGGUUACGCGCUGGUUAAGUUGUGAUUCGGAUAAAGAAGGCUUCUCUCCCAGCCUGGAGAAGCGGCCAUUGGCCGAACCCGUCCAAAGAGACCCCUUUGAAACCCUUACUUUCAAGGAAGACAAUGCUAUCCCUGUUAUAGAACCGUUUGCGGAUCUCUCCUCGCCACCAAAUGACUCCGCCGCAAGGCCGCGAGGACUGAACAACACCCAGCGAUGUGAAUGCCAACUCCUAUUCCGUGAAAGAUUGAGAGAAGUCAUGGUCAACAGCUUGAUGCCUGCCCUCGAGGAGUUCAGGUCGUGCCACUGUGGAAAACGCCAUCGUUGCGUUGCUGCCAAUGAUGCUUUAUCGUCAAGUGGCUACGACACCAUGUCGACGACCACCUUCCUUCUAGCCCAUAGGAUUCGAACCUCGUAUCUGAGUAGGGUGUUUGGAAAAUCUCUCGAGACACUUCGGAACGAGCCUCUGUCUUGUUUUCGGCGGGACCGUCGGCUGUCACUAGGCCCGCUGCCACCUAGACCCAUCUCACAGCGAAGGAACGAGAGAAACCUGAUCGUGCCUGUGCCUCGUGGCCAGGCAAUAUAUAUGGGGAACGAUGAAAGUGGAAGGCAUAUAUUUUCGCGAUGUACCGGCCGCCUUGAAUCUGAGCAGCAGAGAACAUCUCGCGAAAAUGUUAUGUCGUGGAUCAACACCCUUCCUGACGUUGCCGACUCUGCUAUGUUGAAUGCUUCAAUUUACCCUCAGCGACUGCGUCGUAAGCGAAGAAUGUCGAAUUUGAAGUCGUCACAAACGAAGGACAAUGACGAGCGUGACGUCUUAAGCAUUUGA
This is a messenger RNA of Uncinocarpus reesii 1704, 1221 nucleotides long. RefSeq lists its product as uncharacterized. The coding region runs from base 1 to 1221 and encodes 406 amino acids. Lineage: Eukaryota; Fungi; Ascomycota; Eurotiomycetes; Onygenales; Onygenaceae. The record is from RefSeq and is a predicted model, not a curated record. The transcript is spliced from 4 exons.